AAUUUGGUUUUGAGAACCAAAGGGAUAAAUAUCACCUUUUUUUAAUUUUAUGUUUACAUUAGGUGGUCGUGCUCUUUCUUAAUUACUCGUUACACAAGGUUAUGGCUGACACCGAAAGACCACCGCCCUUAGUAGAGGAGAUACAGGGUAUGCAAGUUAACAUCUUUCCCGUCGGUAUCGGGGAGAACGCCAAAUUAUCAGAGUUAAAUAAGAUGGCAAGUAAAGGUAGCACAGCACGCCACUUUGGAGAAUACGAGUCACCCGAGACGUUGGGGACAGCUGUCAUACAAGGUAUCGAGGGAAAGAACAUCUAUGAGAAAUACAAGGAUUACUUUACGACUCCUUAUUUCAUCUUUUUCCGCGACACGCUGAGCUAUCUCACCCUCCUUGGUCUUCACUUCGCCAUUUGCCUGUUCCCUUCAUCUGUUGCCUUCAGUCGACUAGAAUGGGCCAUUUUAGUUUUCUUCUUGGGACGCGUUGUGAUGGAGGUGGAUCAGUUUAUUAGUGUUAAGGAGGCUGGAAUGAAAGCACAAAAGCUGUGGAGGAGGAAUAGGGGUGGCUCCAGCUACCAAGUACGUUCACAUGAGGGUCACCAAGAGACAAAUGAGGCAGAAGAAGACAAUAUCCUGCGAAAGAAGCUUAGUAAUUAUUUCAGUGACCGUUGGAAUGUGCUUGACUUCAUCAUUCUUGUUUUCUACCUGAUUACCUUCAUACUACGCAUAAUUACAUGGAGGAACUCCACGGACGUGUCAGACAACAGACUCUUGGCUGUGUCAGAGUAUUUCUAUGGAUUUAUCGCCAUGUUUCUCACACUGAGAGCCUUUGGUCAAGUCAUAGAGGGCGUGCGGGGAGUGGGUGCAAUACAAAUCGCUUUGUUCUUUGUUAUCUGGGAUGUAAUGGCGAUAUUUUGGCAGUUUUUGGCAAUUAUUCUGGCAUUUUCUCUGGCUAUGACCAAGAUAUAUGUUGCUGAGAAGGCCUCUACCUUAGGAAAAGAUUCCGCGGAGGAUUUGGCAUGCAGUGAUUCCGGGCUAAUUUGUUGGUGGAACAUAGCGACACACCUUGGUUGGUCUUUACUGGGUUUAGCUGACCUGGAUAGGUUGAAUUCCGUCGACAAUCCUUCCGUUUCCCUUGUUCAUGUGCUGUACAGCUUCUUCUUAAUCCUGGCAGUUGUUCUUCUCGUGAACAUGAUGAUUGCGUUGCUCUCCAAUACCUAUCAGCAGGUUCAGGAUAAUUCACUGCAGGAGUGGUCUUUCAAGAGAGCCAUUACUGUAAGAACUUACAGCACCUAUCACCCGAUACCAGUGCCCUUCAACCUUUUGUCUGUCCCCCUGAUAAUACUCUGGAACCUAUGUUGGCGCGACACUCCUGCUUCGCGCGAGGGCGGACGGAGAGUAGCUCUGAAUAAAGUGGUGAAGAAACUAGAAAGGAUGUACUUCGGGAAAUACGGUUAUGAAUUUCCCCUCACAGAGGGGAAAAAGAUAGAUCACUUGGUGCAAGAAAAUGAGGGAGGACGAAAAUUGGCCAAUCAGAUAGUUCGGCAAGUAUUCCGACCGCGUGGAAACAAGGAGGAAAAACUUGCGUCUGGUCACAGAGCGUGGUAUGAUUCGCCGGGAAUUGCUGUCGAUGGCUGUCUCCUAACUUACAUGGGACCUAAUUUCUGCAACAUAUGCAAAAGUGGAAAUCGUAAGAACAUUCACAGUGCCAAGUUCAAGUCUCCCUUUACACCAGAGACACCAAGAUUCGAGGUACUUAUUCAGGAGACUGGAGAGAGACGUAUUGCGGCACUGGGUGCUGUGCAUGAGUCGUACGACUGUCACAAAAUGCCUGGCUGGGAUAGUGGAACAGUCGGUUACCACGUAGACGAUGGUAAAAUAUUUGAAACCGGCUUCCAUGAGCUGGGAAGAGAAGUCGAAGGAGCUAUGGCUUACCGCGGUGAUCUCAUCGCAUGUGAAGUUGAUUUUAGUGGAGUCCUCGAGGGCAAAGUCUCUGUGUUGUUCUUCUUGAAUGGUAGAGAAGUAGUGCGUUCUUCAGUGGAGUAUACAGAGGGAAAUAAACUAUUUCCUUUCGUUUCAUUGGGAUCUGAAGGCAUUACAGUGCUCACCAAGAUGUGCCAUCCCGACAGAGACCAGUUUAGUAGAGUGACAAAUGAAGACCUUCAGAAGGAAAUUGGAGAUCUGCGACGUGAUUUUCAGGAUCAACUUGACAAGCAAAGGAGGAUGUUAAUGUCAGAAAUGAGAGAUUUAGUACUGCGUUUGAAGGAAGUAAAGGAUAAAGAAGAACAAGAAGAAGAUACUAAGAGGCUGGACGGAGGAAAACAAAGAAGAUUUUCAUCUCCUCAGUAGUUGUUCGAGAACAUUUAUUCAGCUUAGGUGCAAUCUAAAUUUGUGUGAAUCCCUGUACCUUUCUUAAAAUUCCUCAAGUCUCGAAUGAAGAUAGCAGCAGAAGAGAUUUUUUUAUCUAAUACUAGACUAAUAUUUUUAUCGAAUGUAAGCGCGAGGCGGGCACGAAGGGCGAGUCACACGCAAGGAGAGAAAUAUACAUCUGUGCAACUUAUGCAUAUGUGAUCCCGGUGAAUAAAAUGAUCCUCAAGUAUGCACUGCAAUGAACCCAGGACAUUUCGAAUUGAUCGGCGCAUAAGAUCAUAUAGGGGGUAUUUACGUAGACUAUAGUUGGUGAGGUCCGUUAUACCAGUCGAAGAAAAAAUCAGCCGCAGAACUCUGGGAGUGAGGUGCAGUGCGCUGACAUCUUUAUUAUUUUUUUUUUCUCGUUGUUUUCUUUUUUAUCCCCGUAACGGACUUCGGUGUAUCUGUCACAGUCUGAUACGUGUCUAUUAGAAAAAAAAAGGAAAAAGGAAGAGCGCAUGUACACUUUUGAAUGAAUUGUAUUGAUGCUGUAAGGAGAAAUUAUCUCUUGGUCAUCCAUGGGAAUUAAAGGUUCCACAUUAGUUUUCUCUCUUACCUGAUAUUUCCUGGAAUAAAUGGGCUUAAAUAG
Pocillopora verrucosa is the source of this 2991-nucleotide messenger RNA. The record is from RefSeq and is a predicted model, not a curated record. Lineage: Eukaryota; Metazoa; Cnidaria; Anthozoa; Scleractinia; Pocilloporidae.